AUGGACACCAAUGGUGCCGGUGAGCCAGCCCAGGCCACAAAUCCAGAUCCUGCAUUGCUUGCUAUGAAUGCAAACAUGCCUGCCAAUGCCUCUCUUGAGCAUCUCAAUGGUCACGCGCAAAUGUUCGACCCCUCCUUCAGCAAUAUUCCUCUUCCUGACAAUGGCAUGCAAUCUGGGCUAUUUGCGACACUGCCUCAACAGUCGAUCCCUGCUGAUGAGGUCGCGCUGUAUGACAGACAAAUAAGACUUUGGGGAAUGCAGGUACAAGAAAAGCUGCGGCAAGCAAACGUACUCCUCAUUGGGAUGAAAGGACUUGGUGCCGAGAUAGCGAAGAAUCUUGUCCUAGCAGGUAUCGGCAUCUUGACCAUACUUGAUCACGAAGUCGUUGCAGAAGAGGAUCUAGGAACUCAAUUCUUCGUCGAUGAGACUCAGAUUGGCCGAAACCGAGCAGAGGCAGCUCUACCGGAAUUGCAGAAGCUCAAUCCUCGUGUCCAGUUGUACAUCGACCCCAACCCUGUUGUGCUGAAAGAUCCCGUCUAUUUCCAGUCAUUCGACAUUGUCAUCGCGACCGACCUGAUGACGGACGUCAUUACGCUGGUCAAUAUGUCUUGUCGCCAAUUCAACCGCAAGUUCUACGCCGCUGCCACUCACGGUAUGUAUGGAUACAUAUUCGCCGAUCUCGGUAUUCAUCAAUUCAUGGUUGAGAAGCCGCAGAGCAACAAGCGGGCCAAGGCGGGCGACAUGGAAACAUCUACGAGAUGCGUUUUGAGUGUCGACUCAGAGACGGAAAGCGAUAAGGUCACCGACAUGAUCACCUACAGAGAGACAUACACGCUCUUUCAACUCGCCAACAUGUCUCCGCUCCCAUCACGAGACAAGAGCACUCGGCGAAAGUUGACGCGCAUUUCUCCACUUCUGUCGUGCAUGAGGGCAUUGUUCGAUUUCCAAACCCAGAGCGAAGGUCGGCUUCCAGGACCCAAUAGAGUUGACUUGGAACUCUUCACCAAACUUGCCAAACAGAAACACAUUGAACUCGAACUACCUGAAGAAACCCUGCGCGCAGAAUUCUUACGGAGCUUUUUGCAAAACCUUGGUUCUGAAAUUAGCCCAGUAGUUGCAUUCCUUGGUGGCUUUUUGGCACAAGAUGUCAUCAAUGUGCUGGGACAAAAGGAACCUCCUCUGCAGAAUUUUCUGCUCUUCGAUGGUGAAGACUUUGCUGCGACUCAGUACAGCCUUCAUCCUCACAACGAUGAUGCGGUUAGUAUGAUGAGCACCAACGGUUUGCCGAUGAUGCCAGGAACCAUGCCGGCGGCAGAUCCAAUUCCAGUGGCUUGA
Messenger RNA from Exophiala oligosperma, 1335 nucleotides. RefSeq lists its product as uncharacterized. Gene Ontology annotation, molecular function: SUMO activating enzyme activity. Gene Ontology annotation, cellular component: SUMO activating enzyme complex; cytoplasm. Gene Ontology annotation, biological process: protein sumoylation. The record is from RefSeq and is a predicted model, not a curated record. Bases 1 to 1335 code for a protein of 444 amino acids. NCBI's taxonomy places the organism in Eukaryota, Fungi, Ascomycota, Eurotiomycetes, Chaetothyriales, Herpotrichiellaceae. The transcript has a single exon.